This is a messenger RNA of Pygocentrus nattereri (red-bellied piranha), 5513 nucleotides long. RefSeq names its product unk zinc finger (gene unk). The record is from RefSeq and is a predicted model, not a curated record. Lineage: Eukaryota; Metazoa; Chordata; Actinopteri; Characiformes; Serrasalmidae. Gene Ontology annotation, biological process: cell morphogenesis involved in neuron differentiation. Gene Ontology annotation, molecular function: mRNA CDS binding; metal ion binding. The transcript is spliced from 15 exons. The coding region runs from base 96 to 2426 and encodes 776 amino acids.
CACAUGGAAAAAGAAUGCGGAUUUCCGAAGCUCUGGCAAUAUGAGAAUAAUAAACAGUCCGACGGAGAAAAUUAGAGUUUAAAAAUUAAGGAAUAAUGUCGAAAGCGUCAUCUCAGCCCGGCUCUGCUGGGGCUGCAGCCGGCCUGGGACCUUCCUCCUCCUCUUGUUCCUCUCCUUCGGCCGGAGGCUCCGCGUCUCCCGCCAACGCGCUGGAGAAACCGCAGCACUACACAUAUCUGAAAGAGUUCAGGACAGAGCAGUGUCCUCUCUUUGUGCAGCAUAAGUGCACUCAGCAUCGCCCUUUCACCUGCUUCCACUGGCACUUUCUUAACCAGCGUCGCCGGCGCCCCAUCCGCAGACGGGAUGGCACCUUUAACUACAGCCCUGAUGUGUACUGCAUCAAAUAUGAUGAGGGCACGGGAGCAUGCCCUGACGGAGAUGAAUGUCCAUUCUUGCACCGGACAGCUGGGGACACGGAGCGACGGUACCAUCUGCGUUACUAUAAGACAGGCUCCUGUAUCCAUGAGACAGAUGCGAAAGGCCACUGCAGUAAGAACGGCCCCCACUGUGCUUUCGCGCACGGCUCCCAUGAUCUUCGAUCUCCAGUAUACGAUAUCAGGGAGGUGCAGUCUUUGGAGGCCCAGGUUGGUUCUGGAUUGGCUGAGAGUGGAGUGGGAGAGGGACAGUCUGGUUUAGUGGCCAGUACAGCUCUUAUAGAGAAGAUAUUGAGCGAGGAACCACGUUGGCAAGAUAACAGCUAUGUGCUUUCUCACUACAAGACCGAACUCUGCAAAAAGCCACCACGUCUCUGUCGCCAAGGUUAUGCCUGCCCUUACUACCACAACAGCAAAGAUCGCAGGCGAUGCCCUCACAAGCACAAAUAUAGGGCUUUGCCGUGUCCUUCAGUGAAGCACAGUGAUGAGUGGGGUGACCCCAGUAAGUGCGAGAGUGGGGAGAGCUGUCAGUACUGUCACACACGAACAGAGCAGCAAUUUCACCCAGAGAUCUACAAAUCGACCAAAUGUAAUGAUAUGCAGCAGAGUGGCAGCUGCCCCAGAGGGCCCUUCUGUGCCUUCGCCCACAUGGAGAAAGCGAGUGUGAGUGAGGAUCGUCCUUUUCCAGAGUGCGGAUCGUCUCCUACAAUCCCCUGCUCGACAGUGGUAGACAGUACAACCUCAGAGCACGGCUUUCUGGGAAGGAUUCUUGAUGAGGAGUCCUCGGGACUGGAUACCCCUCUCUCCCUCUGGGCAGGAGAAGGGGGUUAUGGGAAAGCCCCAGGGUUUGAGAGAGAGGACCAGGCUAAACAGAAGACAUUUGCAAUGGAACAUCGCAGUAAAGAAAUUGUCCCUGUACAUAGCAAGCCGGAACUGUCUGUAUUUCUGCCAGUUGGCAGCCCCCUCAGCCUAUCGUCCAGUGUGCCAUCAAGUCUGGCUGCAACCCCUCCUAGCCCGGCAUUUCCAGGAUCCUCAACAGGCAUGAAUGCAAACGCGCUGCCCUUCUACCCCACUAGCGAUACUGUGGAGUCUGUAGUGGAGUCUGCACUGGAUGAUCUGGACCUGAAUGCUUUUGGAGUGUCAGCACUGGAGAAGAGCCUGGAGAGCAGCUCUAUGCCCAGCAUGGGGCUUAUGAUAGGAGGAAGCCAGCUUCGGAGUUCGGCUCCUGUUAAUAUUCCCGGAUCCCUCAGCAGCUCCUCCACUUUUAGAUCCCCCUCACCCUCACCUCCAAUCAGAGCACAUACCUCUCCAUUUCUGUCUGCUCAGUUGUCACAGCCCAGCCAAUCGGAGAGCAGCUUUUUGGGAGCGUCUCAUAGUUCAUUAGGUUUGAAUGGAAUGAGCAGUAGUAUUUGGGAGCAUUUCCCCCCUGGGCAGAGCUCUCCCGGGACUCCUCCAGCCUUGCUCUCCACGGGGGCAAUGUUUGCUGAGGCUUCUCGGCUCAAACAGGAAGUGGAAGAGGCUCAUAGGGUGCUGAAGCAUUGGGACCACAGCUGGAGGCAGAUGUCUCAGUCAUGGGCAGUGCUGAAGGCUGAUGCUGAAGAGGCUCGUCUCCUGGCGGGGAGGUUGGGGAUAGAGGCAGAGCGAGCACGGCAAGCUGAAGAGGAGGCACAGCAGCAGGCCACUCUCCUGGAGGAGGCACUAGAGAGCUUGCGCAAUGCAGAGAACCCCCGCAUGCAGCUUCAUCAACUCCAGUUACUGCACAGACUACCACUUAGCUCCAUCUGUAGCCUACAAGCUCAAAUCUGCUCCUGCUUACGCACAGUGGAACAGGCCGUAUACAGGAAGCAGAGGUUGUGUUGCGUGUCAUGUGAGGAAUUGGGCUCGGUGGCGUUGCCGUGCCAACAUGGCGUGUGCUGUGAACGGUGUGUGGCCUCGGUGGAGUGCCCGGUGUGCUCAGAGCAACAGCAGAGCUUUAAUUUACCACAGUCCUAAACAGCAGCCCUAUAGCCCUGAACCAUUCCAUGAGCGUAGCCUCAGCUACUGCUCUGAGCUUCAGCUAAAGCUCAACAUCCCUCCUGGUGGGUUUUAUUUGAAACAUAACUGUGCUGGAACUCUUCACAUGGAGGUUUGUGCCCACUAAACUAAACCUUUACCUCAGCUCUCAUCCACAUUGCUAGUCCUGCUCUUAAAGGAACAUUCCAGCAUUUUUCAGCCUAAUCUCUGUAUGCCACAUCUGUUGCGUACAGUUGAUUACUAUGGACAGUAAUUUUGUUUGUACUUAGAAAAAAACAAGCUGUGGGUCAGUUGCAGAAUUCCAUCAGUAAAAGUUUAUACAAAAUAUAUUUUUGUAGAGCACUCAGAAAUUACCAGCAUAAAGGUAUGCAUGAAGUUUUCAAAGGGAAUCAUACUUGGAUUGUAGCAGCUGCCCAGUGACUUUACCAGUGAGUUUCUUUUCAUGUCAUGUGGUUUCACGUGUUUUGGUCUUAAGUACAGGGAGAAACGUCAAAAAUGUGGUACUUAACUAUACAGUACAGAUGUGGCAAACAGAUAUGAGGUUGAAAAAACUGUUGGAGUAUUUCUUGAAGAACCUAGUCAAGAAUCACAAUGUCUGGUGAACCAAUUUUUUGAUCUUCAAGAAACAAAGAACAACAAAUAUUAAUGUUCAUAAUGCACUGUGUGAGACUCAAAAUUAAUCCCAAGACAGGAAUGGCACUUGCUGGUUGUGCCUUUGUCCAGCAUUUCGUUUAAUCUUUCAGCACGCGUAGAGUUAACAUUUAGCUCUUUUCUAUUGAUUUUAAUCCUAAUCUUGUAAAUUAAUCUUAAACAUUACGGCUAAUAUGACCUUGAUUUGGCAUUAAUAUAUUCGGCACUUCUCCAACAGCUGGUGUAAAGUUAGUUGUUUCAUGAACACCUGGUUCGACUAAUCAGUGUAUUGACUGAAGACUGUUCUAAUAUGGCAAGCUUUAAAUUAAAAGGCCAUUUGCAGAGGAGCUUUCAUGACAUGGAUCCUGCCCUAACCUUUUAAGUCCUAUUAACCAUAACCAUGUCUCAUCUAAUCCCCAUUCUUCUCAUAUACAUCCGCAUACAGGGCUAUUGGCUGGUUCCAUUUUGUUUAUUUUCAGAGCCCAGAAGCAAAUAAGAAGUGUUUGAACUGACUCACUCUAUUUAGAAUUUCCUUUUAUGUCAUAAAAUUGUCAAUUGUGGGAACAAAUGAUGUUGAAUUUGAAGGUUAUGAACACUAUCACUUCAGCUUAUAUUUAGUUUAUUAAUACGAUUUUCCCUCAGACACAGUGUACAACUUAAUGUGUCUGAUUCAAGUGGACAUGAUUGUGAACAGCAGCACAUCUCCAGAAAAAUGAGGAGACAUUAGAGCCAACAAUGUGGUUAUUAUAUAGAUUUGUGAUACAGCGUCAGAUGAAGGCCCAGCAAAAAAGGGUAAAGUGUGACAAUCACCGCUUAUUGCCUCAGCAUUUACACAGCAGAGUGCCAGAAUGUUCAGAAUGAACAUUCAUGGCAUGCUUUCAUUGUCUACUCAGUGCAGGUCCUGGAUUUUAUAUGUUAAGCUCAGAUGUCUUUGACAAAUGAAGCAGUAUAACAGUACUGAAAGCUAACCAUUGCUUUUGUAGGGUCUUUUUUAAAGUUUUGUUUAAAAAGAAUCCCAGGGUUUUCUACAGAGAAACACGAUUACUGUGCUCUUUAAGCAGAGAUGGAAAACAUGCUCGUUCAUACAGCUCAGUAUACACUCAGGUUUUUUCUUGAAGCAUUGGAUCCAUGAAUCUGCAAUAGGGGGCCAGGAAACUAUAGAAAGCAUUUAAAGCCCUAUACAUAGUUCCCUAUAUAGGAUAUUGAUUCUGUGUUAUGAAACAAGCCAGUUUGAAGCUUUCUGCUCUUUUUCAUGCAAGCUUUUGAUUGGUUUUGAUAUUUUUUGUGUGAACAGGUGUCAAACAGUGAAGUUUGAUUCAGGAUCCUUUAUGUACACUCCAGUUACCCACUGAAAGGGCAGCAUAUUGCAGGAGACUGCCACAGAUUUCUCAGAAUUUCUGUAUGAUCAAGUGAGUACGAUGUAAAGUCAUUCAGAGUGGUAUGUUGUGAAACAUUCUAGAGAAACUUACAGAGUUAGAAUUGUUUGCAGUGGUGGUGAUGGGAACCAGACAUCUGAAACAUUUAAUGCCUCUAAAAGCUCCCUCCCAGAAAGUCAGACUUUGCCUGAUGUCAGUAUCAUUGAGAAAAGAUUUUGGCCUAGAGCAAAUUAUUUAGAUCCAUUUAUGGUGGAUGGGUACAUGCAGGGUGUUUAAGGCAAUGUAGUCCACAAAAAACAUGUUUUUUAUAUUAUAUCACAUAUAAAAGCUCACAAGAUAUGUGUAGGUUCACUGGUUGUAUUGGACAGAAAAUAAAAGGGAUAUAUUUGCAUUGCAGACAUCAUAACCCCAUGCUCCCAUCACCAACAUCGUAAAGAAUUCAGUCAGUAAACCUUUCUACAGUGGAUCAUUUCACAUCAAAACGCUCAGAAGGACUUUGUCUAUUUCUCAAAAGACCGAAUUUUGCAAACAUUUAUGAAAAAGAAAAAAAAAUCUGUGGAAUUCUCAAAUAUGCCAGCAGUACUGGGUGAGCCUAUACAGACAUUUUGAACAAAUACUGACUGUACAGUUUUGAAAUCACACCACAGGUUAUGGUUGUAGUUUAGACUUUGGUGAGGAUUAGGUCUAAAUAAAGACAAAAUCUGAAUAGGCUCAUGCUGCAGUUCACUAAGUGUUCAAUUCCAGUCUUGCAGUGAUGCUUCACUGGACAGAUUCAUCUUUUCCUACAAAGAAAACUUUCAGCUCAUCAAGAAGUUGAUAAUUAGCUGAUGAGAUGAAUCAUGUUAUUAAAUGCUCUGUCCUGGAGGAACAUGGCCCGAGUGGGAGCAGAGGUGCUAGGAGGAUUUCCAUUCAGCUUAGUAUGAAGGUGGGGGAAUUUGACCUCUUCAACAUCAGAGCUUCACUGUGAGUUCUGUAGUCGUCUGCUCUGAAACGUUCACCUACAGUGUUUCGAUCUGAUUUUGUACGAGACAAUAAACAAAUGUAUAUUUUUGGAUGAAAA